AUGAAAUCCUCAACAGGAUCAGACGCGUUUGCAUUGUUGGCCCUUGCAUUCAUCUCUAUAUUUGUCCUCCUGCUCCUCCGCCAUUUCCUGCCUCUCCGAACAACGCCUGCCUACCUCAUCCUUCCCAUCUUCCUAUCUCUCGCCCUCCCAAUCAGCAUCAUACUCCUUGUCCCCAUAGACCUCGCAUCGAGCUCCAGACCAGAUGAAGAGGCAUUGAGGGGGAUAUGGUUGCCCGAAGGUGUCAUGCUUGUGGCAUGGCGAAUGACCUAUUGGCUGACCUUUGCUCUCACUUGGGUCAUCCUGCCACUCCUCGGUGAAUAUACAGACUCCGGGUACCGUACACCAAAGGACCGCAUCUUCUACUCUCUCAGAUCCAAUGCGCGAUAUCAGCUCAUCGUCAUAGCCUGCGCAGCAGCAGCAGGUAUAUACGUCUUUCUACAGAAUGGGUUCGCAGGAGGCUCGGUCAAGUCAUUGGUCAUGGCAUUGGCCUACUGCUGGGGCUUGAUCAUGGCAAUAUACUUGAUGGGUCACGGCUUGGUCGCUGUACCCCGGAGACUGUUCCGCAAUGCAAAUGUCGCGGGGAGGUUGAAAAGAAUACAAAGCCAUGCCCCCAAGGUCAAUGAUCGCUUAUCGGAUGCAACAACAGAACUCGAAGAAUUGGAGGCUCAGCUCACCCAGCUCCGGAAACGGAAGAAUGCUGUUUCGAGAGACCAUGAGGAAUGGAUUGAAGAUAUAUCCGAUGCUUCGAGCUUGCCCAAUUCCCGUAUCGCAAGCACUGCAGCCCGUGUGCCAGCACCCGCCCUACCUGCAGUAAUUACUGACCGCUAUCUUGCUGAGCUAACCAGGAAGUUAACUCGUGCUCGGCAUAAACGUGCUCGCUUUGUAGAGGCUUGGGACCGCCUCAUACAGGAAGCAGUGGAUACUCAAGCGAUCGUUGACGCCGGUGCCUCGAGAAAGUUAGACUUCGGAAAAGCCUCACCACAUUCCUCAUGGUCAGAGCGUUUGAACUUCUUGACGCCGUACACCCGCUACUUGCUCUACUCGCAAGUGGUACCUGCCAUCAGGAUCGCCCAUGGAGCCGUCUUUUCGCUGGCUUCCGUGUGCAUCGUUUGGUCCGAGCUGGUCAAAUACGUGGCCCCAAAGCUCUCAAUCAUCAGUCUCACCAUACUUUCGCAUAGCAAAGCGCACGCAAAUGAAGUCGGCUUUGGAGGUCAGGUCAUUGCUUCGCUAUGGCUACUCUAUAUGUCCAUGGCCACACUCGCAAGCUUUGACGAUGUGAAGAUCUGGGGCAACCGCGCCCUCGUACGGAGAAACACAUACGGAGAAAGCGCUACGUGGUAUUCCGGGCAGAUAGCGAAGCUCACGGUACCGCUAGCUUACAACUUCUUGACCUUCUUUCCACGAGAUGUUCACAGAGAGACCAUCUUCUAUCACUUUCUAGGUCGAUUGAUCAACCUUACGCCUCUUGGGGCCGGGUUCGACUACUUCUUCCCGAUUUUCAUCUUAGUACCCGUUUGUGCCACGCUAUUCAAUCUCUAUGGCCGCGUGAAGAACGUCCUUGGCUUUGGCAUACUCGGAGAUGACGACGAGGGAAACCCAUCUGCAUUUGGCACCGGCGGAUGGAGAGAGGGCAAAGAACUCAUCGAUCGAGAAUUAGAGGGCGCCUCGCGACUUGGUCUAUCAGGCCACUUGGACGGCCCUUCCUCGCCAUUACCUUCUGGGACACAGAGCCCAACAAGGGCAGGGCCUCAACCAAAUCAUGCUCUCACAAGUCAAAGCGCUCGGCCCAGCGUUCCCAGACAAUCGACCUUUCAACAGCGGCAAGCUCAAAGGCUCGCAGAUGCAACGGCAGCCGCAGAAGAAGAGGAUGAGAAUGUAUUCCAAGGUUUCGCCCACCGAGUGAAGAAUACCAUCGACAGCGUCGAAAGACCUGACUGGCUGAGCGACCUGGGUAAACGGCCAAAGUGGAUGGGAAGAGCAGAUGGGAGUACCGAAGGAAGUGGGAGAGCUGAUUCCGGUAGGGGCAUGGGGAGAUGGUUUGGCGGAAGGCCUGCUGAUGGCCGAACUGGCCCUACUUCCUCGACGUCUUAUCCUACGAACAAUCAAACCCCACAGCAAAAGCUCAACUUCGAUCCUCCAUCUCCGCCGAAAUUCAAUGGUCUUUUACCGGCACGCAACCAUCCCGCAACGCCUGAAAGGCAUGGACAGGCAUAUUUGAGUGGUAGACAGAGCCAACCGAGGUCAGGUGCAGGCAUAGACCCCUCUUAUCUCUCGCCGCCAUCCAAGAUCGGCAGCCGACCGGAAUUGAAUGCGAGCAGAAGUGGCAGCGAAGCAGAUAGUCUAUUGGACCUCUACAGCAAACCCAGAAGCCUAGGUGAAACUAGCUUGAGAGAAAGCAUGGACAGAACGGAUCGAGGGCUGGCGCAGGAAGAGCCGUUCCUGGAGGUUGAGGACCCCGAACGAUCACGGUGGAUACACAGAGACAAGCUGGCAAUGAUAGAGAGCCAUGAGAUGCAAGAGGCUGGGAUUAAGCUGCCACCACAACGACAAAGAUCUAUCACUAGUAGAUCGAGAAGUCGACGGGAGAAGAACAGGAGCCAGGAUCAGAGUACAGUGGCGCCUGAUCGAGAUGAGGGAAUGCCGCCACUGAAGGAUCGGCAGGACAGAAGAACAGAGACACCAACACGGCAAGAUGACCGAGGAGAGCAAAACGUGGUGAACGAGUUUGACAUAAGGACACCAGAAGAGAUAGCAGCGGACAAUCACAUCGCCACGAAUCUCUCAAACGGAUACCACCAACCACAGCCUGACCUGCGAAAAAGCUCAUCUCGUAUACCCCUACCACGCUCGAGCCCCAUGCCUAUACCACAAGAACACAUCGAACGAGACCAUCCGCUCCCGCGAAAACGAGGCACAAGCGGCAACUAUAGCAACAGCGACGACAACGGCCUCUCUUAUUCUCGAAUACGCAGCCGUAACAACAGCGUCGGCAGCGCCAUCCUCCUCGACGAUAUCGACAACACCCCCAAUCACACACCUACACCUGCUUCCAACCCGGGCCCUCUCAACCAAUUCACCCCUUCCAACACUCAGCGCACACCCUCCUCAGCUCAACGACCCAAACCUCGCUCCGGCCUCGACACCACCCCUUUAAGUCAAAAGCCCCGAAUCAUCUCCACCACAACAACCUCCCUACGCACCCCAUCCUCACGCACCCCAUCCUCACGCACCCCAUCCUCAACCGUCCAACGGCCCAAAUCUCGCUCCGGUCUCGAACCCCGCCCUGCAACCGCCAUAAAUCGCCCCGUGGGCGAAGCCCCCUGGCUAGCCACCAUGUACAAACCCGACCCGCGACUACCACCCGAAGAACAAUUGCUCCCUACACACGCGAAGCGAUUACAACAAGAGCAGUGGGAGCGAGCGCAGAAGGAGUCGCAGCAGCGGAUGCGGGAAGUCGAAGGCCAACAAAGCAAACACCACCACCAAAAACCCACCGCGCAGUUGCCGCGCGAAUUCUCACCUUUAGCCGAACACACAAUCAACGGUCUCCAACCCUCCUCCCGCGACGCAGACGAAAAAGCCCUACAAGAGCAAUCAGCUCCCGAAUGGCCCCUGACGCAAGCCACACCACGCAAGCCACCACCGGCAAGCGGCGGCGGCUUGAAUGCCAACCCAGCCGCGGGCGGUGGUGACGACGGAGGACAACACGCAGGAUACAGUCCCAUCCCUCGCGUGAAGCAGGGAGCAAGUCCCACGCUGGGGAACGUAACGGACAUCAGGCCCGGUCAGAGGGCGCUGGAUCCGUUUGAGAGGGAGAGAAUGGCGAGAAGGGACGAGGAGAAGGGCGGAAGGGCGGAUCCGGGCAAGAAGAAGGAGAAAGGGUGCGGGUGCUGCGUCGUCAUGUGA
Messenger RNA from Letharia lupina, 3906 nucleotides. RefSeq lists its product as uncharacterized. The record is from RefSeq and is a predicted model, not a curated record. Gene Ontology annotation, cellular component: membrane. The coding region runs from base 1 to 3906 and encodes 1301 amino acids. The transcript has 4 exons. NCBI's taxonomy places the organism in Eukaryota, Fungi, Ascomycota, Lecanoromycetes, Lecanorales, Parmeliaceae.